Mercenaria mercenaria is the source of this 9711-nucleotide messenger RNA. Its product is annotated as TPR and ankyrin repeat-containing protein 1-like. Lineage: Eukaryota; Metazoa; Mollusca; Bivalvia; Venerida; Veneridae. The record is from RefSeq and is a predicted model, not a curated record. Gene Ontology annotation, molecular function: ATP binding; protein binding.
AGGGGCCUAAUACCUUAACCCUGCAACCCCAAAAUAGCAAAUAGUUAUUACUGCACUGUUGUAAAUAUGCUCGUUCAGGUUGUUCAUAUUUGAUGAAGACUGUCUUAUUAUAGUCGAACCUGCGAAAAUUGAUUUUCUUUCAGAAUAAAGAUUGAUAUUGUUCUACCAACUGCACUUAUUACGAAUUAGUAUAAGAUUUUAGUUAUGAUCCUCAAAGAUAAUGCAAUAUAUAAGAUUUAUUUUUGAUGUCAAUUCCACAAACUGUGCAUUUGUUGUAUUUUUGUAAAUGAUGCGGGAAUUGAAUUGAAAUGCGUGCUCUUUAAAAUCUUUAAUUGUAGUAAUACAAAAUACGUCUUAGAUAAACAAAUACGUAGUGAUUUUCAUCUGAAAAAAGAAGCAAUUUUUAAGGAAUAAAAACUGAUUUUGUAACUUCCAGUUUUUAAAUGUUUUCGGAUUUCUCAGCAUCUCUAUCGCCAUUCUCUUACAAUAUUUACUUAUAAAUAACAGUUAUCGCUAGUUUCUUUCCGAAAAAACAAUCCGCUUACACAAAUUUACAACUAAUGACUAUUACACUAUAUAACAAAUGUUUUCUGCUAACAAGAAAUUACUGCUAUUUGGUCUAUGCACAUACAUGGCUUUUGAACAGAAUGUAAAAAAGUAUAUAUAUGGCAUAUAAUGGCAGUAUGUGUAGAAACUCUUAUGUUACAGUCGUAGAGUAAAAUGUAAUAUGUUUAUAUAGCAAUUGCUGCGGAUCGUGUUAGAAUAUUUUGAAGCCAUUCAUCAUGACAUACUUUAAUCCAUGAUCAUAUAGAUUUUUUAUGCUACAGAAAAAUGUUUUAUGUAGCAUUAUAUUGUUUUCCUUGAAAAAUUGUUCAAUUACUAAUACCAUAGAGGAUUAGAAUGGUACUUGGUUUCAUACUGCUAUGCUACUUCCUUGUAGCAAAGUGUACAUUAGACUUUACACUAUGCAUGAUUUAGAUCUUGAUUGAAUACUAGCAAACAUUAAGCAAAUUCAUAUUAUCAUUGACAUAUUAAUACAAUGUGUAAUGACGUUUCUAGCUGCUUCUGAAGGAUUAAAUUAUAUUGAAAAAUAUUUUUCAGCAAACUCGCCAGACAUGCUAUUAUAUCUUCUACAAAGGUAUUGUCAAAAGGGGGAUUCGGACCAACACAAGCUUGAUAGUCGUUGUAACACAUUGCUUCAUAUGGCAACAAAGGAGAAAAAGGUCGAUAAGAAACUCAGGCAUGUUGUGAUAAAAAAUAUUCUCGGAUGUGGCGUGGAUCGAAAUGUUCAAAAUAACGAAAAGAAGCAAGCCAGAUGGUAUUUAUCUGGGGAGCAAAAAAACAAAGACCUCAUCGAUAAUAUGCCAGCGAAAGGAAUACAAGCAUCAAAUUAUAACGAGAGAAGACAGAUAGGUAAGAAUAGUGGUACAAAUGCAGUCGGCCAUGGUAGGAAAGAAAGAACACGAACAUGUGAAAAAUGUGAACACCUUUACUCAAACGCGCUCAGAAAAUUAUCUGCUGAUAAAACAGGGGGUUUUAAGCUACUGAUAGAUUUAUUAAAUACGGACCAUACAAACAAACAUCAUUCUGACAUUGAGAAGAAGGCUGUAGAUGAAUUUGUGAAAUACAUGGAAGAAAUAAGUCACAAAGAUGUGUCGAUCUGUCUAAAUUCUUUACGAAAAGAGAAGUACUUCACGAUCAUCGAUCGCCUUUUCAGCCAUAAAAGAUGGAUACUGUUGGAAUUGACUAUUCAAAAGUACAGCACGUUGUUCGCGGUUAGUGAGCUUAAAGCAUUAGCUUCUAAUUUCACUGUGGAACCCUUGAUAUUAGAUACAUCGCUGGCGUCAGAGGAAGAUGAACUUCGUAUAGCCUGUUGCUUACUAGACAGCGGCUGGCAAAUUGGAGAUGGCAAUGGUUGUGUGGCAGUGAAAAAUGCUAUUGAAUUGAAAAAAUACAAACUGGUCAUUGAACUGAUAAAAAGGGGAGCAGAUGUUUCACGGAUGUCUCUGUACAAUGGUGAUACACCGAUACAUGCAGCAAUUUCUAUUGCUUUAAAAGAGAAACAGUUGACAUUUAUACAAGAGUUGCUGCACAUGCAGGAAGAAGAAAGAGAUAAAUAUUCAUAUCUUGAUCCGGAACAAGUAGAUGCAAACGGUGACUGCAUUUAUCACCUCUUAGCAAAAGCAAACUAUAAUGAUUUUGUUCUUCUGCUUACUGAGAUGCUUUGCAGUAAGGAUAUUUCUGCAAAUUACUACAAUAAGAAGCGUAAAUACCCAAGUGAUUAUGUAAAGAAAACACAUCCCCCUCUUCUCAAAUUUCUUGAAGAUGCAUCAAAGAUAAAGCCUUCAUAUGAUCAGAUAAUUUACAAGGAAAUUGAAAAUAACGCAAAGAGCAAGUCUUCCAACGUUGAGACCGAAAUUGCUCCGGAAAUCAAAUCUAAACACCCACGACAAAGCUUAACAGAACAAACUGAAGCGACCAGGAAACGUAUUGAAACUUUAAUUUUAUCUUUACCAACAAACGUUGUAGCCAAAAGUGCUGCUGACACACACACACAUGAGAUUGGAAAAAAUGAUACAGAUAUCACACUGACUGGUAGAAAAACCUCAGUAGAUCAAACUGUAACAAAACCAAAAGUGAUUGGGAUGACAGAAAAUAAACCCAAAAGAAUAGUAACAUUAGACGAUAUUGCAGAUAAAGUGCGUUUCGCACCGAAAAAUGUAGAAGAAAAUGACCUUGUUGCCAUAUCAGAUGUUCCCGAUUUUGAAAAUGAUGAUAUGUUCGAACCCCCUCCUCUUGAAUCAGAUGAAGAUGUUAAUGGUGGCACACAACAAAUUAGGGUACAAAAUGUCUUGCUACCGGCUAACAUCCAAAAUAUUAAAAAAAAGGAAGACGACCAAGACGAAAUUUCAGAUGCAGAUGAAGAGUUAGAACUUGAGAAUUCGUUUGAAAAUUUGACAUGGGAAGUUGAAUAUACAGAUAAAGUGCGGAAGACGUUAGAAGAUAAACAAGUCAUGUCAAAAUGGAAAUGCAAAAUAGUCCGGAUCAUUAGGAUGCUAGCAAGUGGUGACUGGCAGAGGGAUUUAUGUAGAAAGCUCACAAAUGUACCACCAACGCUACGAUUGUUUGAGGCAAACUUGAGCAAAGAUAGAAGAAUAAUAUGGGAAAAGGCAAUAAGUUUCUCGUCGAGAUGCAGUGACACUGCCGAUCGCCGACUGAAGCUCUGCCGAGAUGGUGCAUCACAAGUCCGUGGUGGCAGGAUUUACACAGAACUUAUUAGAGUAUGGGAUAUCGUUAUGGAUCAUGACAAAAUUAAAAGGUCUGUAGAAAGAAUUAAACUUUCACAUCAACGUGGCGAGAGCUGUGUCAUACGAAGAAAACUAAAGGGUUUAAAAAAGGAAAAUGAUCAACGCAUUAGAGCGCCCGACAUAACAUACCCUAUGCUGUUUACCGAAAAUGAUUCGAAAGAUGAUCCAGGGCGUCAAAAACAGGUGCAACAUUUCCCUCCUGCCAGUGCUGAUGAAACGGAAUACCAUAUUCUGAAGUUCUAUCCUUGGAACACAACGCUUGUGAAGCAUAUCUUGCAUAGCAGCAACGUGAAAGUUGACUUCCCAUUUAAGGUCACUGACUUAGAGCAUGCUAUCAUCAAUUUGAGUGGAAAAGAGGCAAUUUUAUUACUUGGACGCAGUGGGACAGGGAAGACAACUUGUUGUUUAUAUCGACUUUGGAGCCAGUUCAGAUUGUACUGGUACAAUAGGCCAAUCGAUGCGCCAUUACUCCCAGGUUCAGAAAGAACACAAGUACAUGAGAACAAUGACCCAUGUGAAUUAGAAGACAAAGCUGAAGAAAGCAGUGAAACUACAUGUGAGGAAAAUAUUGGAAACGAAAACAAUUUCUGCGAGGGAAAUAUUAAAAAUGAAAAUACUAAACAUGAAAAAAAAGAUAAUUGUGUUGAGGAUUCAGAUACAUGGGAACAUUUUCAUCAGAUAUUUGUUACAAAAAAUCCUGUACUUGCAGCUGAGGUCAGGAAAACAUUUAACGAUUUUUUGAAAGCCGAUGACAAUUUAUCAAAACAUCAAUCUGAGAAUAUCGACCAAGCUUUACCAAAUCGUCUCCAGGAUUUGCAGGAAAACGCAUACCCACUGUUUCUCACUUCAAGACAGUUGCUGUGUAAACUUGAUGCUUCUGUUGGCAAUCCGUUUUUCGAGAGAGAAGAAGAUGGAUCGAUGAAGUAUCAUGUUGAUGGUUGGGCGGAUACGGAUGAAGAUACUACCGAUCUCCAUUUUUUGGAUUACGAUUCCGCUGAUGAAGAGACCGGUAUAGCUGAUGGCACAGUUAAUGACAACGAUGAUGGCAUAGGUGUCAACAGGAACACAAAGGAUGAUACCGAUGUAAGUAGGGAAGUUACGUAUGAUGUCUUUGAAAACGAGAUGUGGCCAAAGUUGGGAAGUAAGACAAAUGCAGAUUAUCACCCUUCUUUGGUAUGGACGGAAAUAAUGUCAUUUAUCAAGGGCUCAUAUGAAUCACUUACCAAACCAAAUGGCUGUCUAUCGAAAGACGAAUAUAUCGACUUAGGAAGAAAAAGAGCACCCAAUUUUUCUGGAGAAAGGGAAGAAAUCUACGAUAUUUUUGUUUUGUAUGAACACAAGAAGAAACAGGGUCGUAUGUUUGAUGAAACGGACGUUGUUCGCAGUGUAUUUCAGAGACUCGCGCAGUUGGAAACAAGUCCAGUCGCAAUACAUCAAAUUUACGUAGAUGAGACACAGGACUUCACACAGGCAGAACUGUUCCUUCUAAUCAGACUUUGUCAAAAUCCAAAUGACAUGUUUUUAACAGGCGAUACCGCCCAGAGUAUAAUGCGUGGGAUUUCCUUUAGGUUUAAAGACCUAAGAUCUCUCUACUACCACGUUAAACAAAUGACUGAAGAAACAAAGAAAACUUCUAAGGCUUCAAAAUCUGUAACAGUGCAUGUACCAAACGAGGUACAUCAACUCACCUACAACUACCGUUCACAUUCUGGCAUUCUGUCUCUAGCUUCAAGUAUCCUAGACAUUUUGUCGCAUUUCUUCCCAGAGUCAUUUGACCGUUUAGAUCCAGACCAAGGACUUUUCCAUGGUCCAGAGCCCAUUCUGCUUGAAUCUUGCAGUUUUAGUGAUCUGGCUGUGUUGUUAAGAGGAAACAAAAGAAAAACGUCCAAUAUUGAGUUUGGUGCCCACCAAGUAAUCUUAGUUGUUAACGACGAGGCCAGAGAUUGUCUGCCAGAAGAACUAAGUUGUGGACUUGUCCUGACCAUAUAUGAAUCUAAAGGCCUUGAAUUCGACGACGUGUUACUGUAUAACUUCUUUAAAGACUCUCAGGCCUCUUCAGAAUGGCGAGUUGUUACAAAACGUCUUGAGGAACUAGCGUCAAAAGUUACAGAUAGGUCAUCCCGACAGACUGAGAUGUGCGUUAGGAUUGACCAGGAUGUGUUAACAUCGAAAGGUCGCCCAAGACCAUUAGACUUUGACCCCAACCAACACAAGAUUCUGAAUUCUGAAUUGAAACAGUUAUAUACGGCCCUGACACGGGCAAGAGUUAAUGUUUGGAUUUUCGACGAAGAUCCUGAUAAAAGAGGACCAAUGUUCGAAUAUUUCAAAGCCCGAAAUCUUGUGAAGCCUGUUAAUGUAACAGAAUUAAAUGAAGAAAGUUUGUCAAACACGAUAUUUGUGGUGGAAUCUAGUAAUCACGACUGGAUACAACGAGGAGAUGACUGUAUGAAAAAUCGCUUGUAUGGUGUUGCAGCAAAUUGUUUCCGCAGAGGCGGGGAUCAGAACAAGCAAGUGUUGGCCCAAGCACAUGACAUGGCGCUAACGGCUUCAAGAAAGAAAGAUAAACCAAAAGAAAUAAAAGACAUGAGAGCUGAAUUCCUGUUUGCCGCCGAAAUGUAUUUGAAUUGUCAACACCUGACUGAAGCAGCCAAAUGUCUUAGUAAUGCGAAGGAGGUGAAGUUAGCUACAGCUCUUUACAGGAAACUUGGAGAGUAUGACAAGGCCGCAGAACUUUGCAAGAAAAACAGACAGUUUGUAGAAUGUAGCAGAUUCUAUGAACUUUCGGAGAAGUUCAAUGAAGCCGUUUCUAUAUUGUAUGAAAACAGAGAAUACAACCUUGCCGUUGAUGUAGUAAAAAGAUAUAAAAUGCGUGAAAUGGAAAUGGUGAAGAAUGCUAAUCCGUUGCUAGACCAGCUUAGAGCCAACAAACCAUUAUAUACAGAGGAGAAAAUAAGUUUCAGGGCAGCAGAAGACUUCCAUAGACGUAGUAACAUCAAGGAGAUGCAUGAGGCUGUCAGUAGAUUUCAAUACGAAGAUGACAAAAUUGAGUUUUACAAAGGAAUUGGAUAUAUAUCUGAUGCUGCGAAUAUGUUAGCUAUUGCAGGUCGAUUUCCUGAGGCUACACAUUUGCAUUUGACGUCAGGCAAUCUACAAAAUGCAAUAGAUAUGGCAAGAAGGUCAAGAGAUGACAAACAGAUAGCGAAAUGUUUACUCGAUAUCUCCAGGGUAACCAUCGAAAAUAAAGAGGAGAUGCCAUCAAACCAAGCCGCCGUAGAAGAUGAUUUGCAGCAAGCUCUGUCUGUCUUUAAGAAUUGCGGAGACAAAACUAUGUCGGGACAAGUAAUGCUUUUGCAAGCACAACUAUAUAACGAUGUUAAAUAUGUUUUAUCUGCAGGGAAAGAGUUUAUUGAAUCACGCCCAUAUCCGAAUGAAGCAGGUUAUGUAGAAUGCUGCAUUCAACUUACACGUUUCAUGGACCAUAACAAUCAAGAAAUUCUUAAAUUUUUACUGAAAGGUGCAGAUUGCUUGUUCAACGUUUGCAAGACUUUUGUCUUGAAAGGUAGCUCUUCAAAUAUAGGACCUUUGUCAGAGGCAAAAUUCCAGUCAUACUGUCAGUUUUAUGGAAUAGUUCAACAAGGCCAUAGUAGUCUAGUGACAUUUCCAGCAACCAAACCGCUAUGUGCUAAAAUGAUAAAUCACAAUUUCAAGUUGAGCAAUCAUGAGAAUUUAGUCUUGGAGGCAGAACGAAGUAUUAACAAGAUUGUAUAUUAUCUGCUGAGAGAAAGUAAACCAUGGUUAAGAUUCGUGAAGAGGGCAUUGAUUGAUCAACGAGUUUCAUUACAGAAGUGCAGAUCACUUCAUUUAGGCAAGGACAGCACAUGUAAUGAUGUAGAUACAGAAGCUUGCAACAUGAUGCAUACAGAACACACUAAAACCACUUUUAAACAGUUGAUUGAAACUGAUUUGCAUUUAGUUGAGUACGAAGCAUAUUGUUAUAAAGCAGAUGGCAUUUUGAAAUGUUGUAAGAGUGAACAUAGUAAAGGAAUAAAAAAUCUACUAUCAGAUAUGAAAGCUAAAGAAAUAUGUGUACACGCAGAUGAAAGAUACGGGGCGUGUCGAUUCUUAUGGAAAGAUUUUCUACCAGAAUCUGGACACCCUUGGUUUCUGGCCGAGGACAGCGGUCAGUUUAUAAAACCUAAUACCGUAGUACUUGCACAUAUGAAGCAAUACUUGCUCAACUGUUGGAACGAAAGCACAUAUGGCAACAGAAAGAUAGAAUGUAGAGCUGUUAUUGAAACGGAAAUAUUCCUUUUGUUUGAAUUUGCAUAUCACCUUUUUCAUUUUGAAACUAAAACUGGAAAACUCAGAUUUGAAAGAACACCAAAGCAAGAAAUGAUUACUUUCGAAAAUGCCCUUGAUAAUGAACUUUUAAAGGACAGAAAUCCAACAGACUUUAUAAAACAGGAAAAGAAGUAUACUUUAAUGUCAUCGUUUGUGGAAACACAAAACAAGCCAGAUAGACGAAUAUUCAUUACUUGUGUGGCCCAUAGGUUUACAGAUGCCUAUGAACAUUUGAUAAAAGGUGACCCAUAUGCUGCUAUUCUGUCUUUUGCAAAAUUUCAAACGCAGCUGAGUCAGCGAAAACUGCAAGAUAGAUCAAUUGCCUGUUUCUAUCCUGACAUCCAUCACUAUCUACUUUGGCUUGAAUUUAUUCUACCCUUGCUUUUUUCUUUUGCCAAAUCAAAGACACAAGUAGACACAGAGUUUACUUUCAUUGUUCCAAACAAUUAUAUAGCACUGCUGCACUUCAUCCAGGCCACGUUUCCAAAAGGAUCACAGUCAAUAUAUGAAUCAAUAUCAAGGAGAAAGAAGCAUCAGAAAUUUGAAGACAUUUUGUUGGAUAGGGUGAAAAGGUUUGCAUUUGUCAUUUCGGGACAUGCACAAGGAGCAAAGAUACCUGAAAUCAUUUCAAAGAGAUGCAAGGAAGACAACAAAGAUAGUGUACUACAAGAGAGGCUCAUUAUACUGAAUAUGACGAUGUUAUGCAAUGUAGGAAAAUGUGUACCGGUAGAAUGUGAGACAAGUCUCUUCAAUUCUGUUAACAGAACUUUCUCUUCGCCCAGCAUACCACCACGACUGAUAAAAAUUCAUGAUCAAGUAAAAGAGUUCAAAGGUAUCAGAGAUGUGGCACAAUGUUUGAAAACGUUCCUAAAUAGUCGAAAUAUGAGCGAACAAAUACAUGCCGUUAAAUGGACACCAGACUGCAAAGAAAAAUGUACUGUUUUAGAAUUAGAUAUCAGUUUACUCCCUUCAACAUUCUUAAAACAGACAUCCACAGCACGCACGGUCGAAACGCAAGAAUCAGUUGAGGACAUUCCACAAGAUGCGGACCUUACACAGGAAGAAGCCUUACGGACUUUACAAGAAAAGGAAGAGUUAGGAUUUACAGAAAGUAAAACCGCAGAAAAACAAACAACAGACAUCGACUCUGCUUCACACAAUGAUUACAUUCUCGAUUUUGUUUCGAUUGAUGAUAGCGAAUGUAGGGCUUGUGAGAUUGGCUUCGAAAGUUACUUAUCAACCAAAGCAACUGGAGAGGAAUGUGAAACUGGAGAGAACCAAAUAUUUAAACUAUCAAAGGGUUCGGAUAGUGCAGUGAAUCCUAUGCAACGACAAGAUAGCCAGAUUGAAAAUGAUACCUACAAAGAAUUGAUAAUUAAAGCAAAGCACGAACAUGAAAAAGAUCCCGUGCAUAUCCAAAACAUUGAGCACCUGGAGAGUUUUAAACGCAAUUAUGAAACGCAUUUAAAACCAUUAAUAAAUCGUGUUUAUGAUUUCCUUCAGAAUGAGAAAUACAACUUGUCUGAUGAAAUUUACGUUUCAAAGCACUACGAACACUAUAAAGACGAAAUACAGAGGCUAAAAAGAACUCAUUUGAGAAUAGAAAAAGUGCUUGGAGAAAUAUUUCAGGACAGAAAGUGGUCUGAAAAGCAGGAAUAUGUGAAUCAGAUAGCAGGUGAGCUUCAGAACGACCUAGACACGAUAAGUGCUUAUGUGGAAGAACAAACAGAGAAAAUCGGGAUACAAAAUCGCUCAGGUGCAGCGAGAAUAGAAGCAAAUGCAGCUCCUAAUGGAAAUAAAGAUACUGAAGAAAAUGAACUCGAGAAAGUUGUUCUUGAACCUGUAAAACUAACAAGGAGAUACAGAACAGGAAAGGAAAAGCGAGUUCUCAAGAAGUUACGUGAGAAGAAUAAAAAACAAGGGCAGACAUGAACAAGACAUUUGAGAGCUACUGGCAUUUAUCAUAAUUAUACUUCUUGUUUACAUUGUUAUGACAAGUUACAGAUCUAAACGUUGUUUUAUUUUUUUAAACCAUAUUUUAUUAAAAACAAGUCCAUGUGUA